Messenger RNA from Aspergillus aculeatus ATCC 16872, 858 nucleotides. RefSeq names its product NmrA-like family protein. The transcript has 4 exons. NCBI's taxonomy places the organism in Eukaryota, Fungi, Ascomycota, Eurotiomycetes, Eurotiales, Aspergillaceae. The record is from RefSeq and is a predicted model, not a curated record. The coding region runs from base 1 to 858 and encodes 285 amino acids.
AUGGCCAUAACUGUUGGUGUUGCCGGUAUCACCGGAAAGUUCGCUCGUCGGGUGGUCAGCCACCUGCUGCAGCACUCCGACAUCACUAUCCGCGGCUAUUGCCGUGACCCCAGCAAGGUCCCCGCGUCCAUAUCCUCAUCCGAAAAGGUCACCCUUCUUAAAGGGGAUGCCUUUGACAAAGAGGCGAUUCGAUCUUUUGCCGAGGGCUGCGACGUGAUCGUGUGCUGCUACCUGGGCGACGACAGGCUCAUGGUGGAAGGCCAGAAGGCUCUGAUCGAUGCGUGCGAGGAGGUCGGGGUGCCUCGCUACGUCGCCACCUACCUGGACACGAAGCAGAAGGUCAAGGGGGUGCACAUCCUGAUCGGCGGGUUCAUCGAGCCGGUGCUCAGCCCCUUCUUCAACAUCCUCGACCCCCAGACCCAUACGUUCCGCUACUGGGGUGAGGGCGACGAGUACAUGGAGGGGACGACUUACGACAACGCGGCGGAGUUUACUGUCGAGGUGAUCCGAGAUGCAGAGGCCACGGGCGUUGUUCGCUUCCUCGGUGGUCGCGCCACCAUCCGUGAAAUUGCGCGAUCCUAUGAAAGGGUCUACGGCGUCAAGGCCAACCUUGAAAGACUGGGCUCCCUGGACGAGUUGUACAAGACCAUGCACCAGAAGCGGGCGGAGAAUCCUGCUGACAUUUACAGCUACAUGUCGCUCUUCUUCUACUACUACUGGGUGAAUGGACAGACCUUUGUUGGACCUGAGACGGAUAAUGCCAAGUACCCCGAUGUCAAGCCGGUUGAUUGGGAGGGAUUUCUGAGGCAGUGGCCGUUGCAACAGCUGCCUACUGCCUACUUCGCUUUGAAUGCUUGA